Molecule: messenger RNA, 1521 nt
Organism: Fulvia fulva
Lineage: Eukaryota; Fungi; Ascomycota; Dothideomycetes; Mycosphaerellales; Mycosphaerellaceae
Product: 2-aminomuconic semialdehyde dehydrogenase
Exons: 1
Coding region: 1-1521 (506 amino acids)
Molecular function (GO): oxidoreductase activity, acting on the aldehyde or oxo group of donors, NAD or NADP as acceptor
Source: RefSeq, a predicted model, not a curated record
AUGGACCAGGGAUCGACCUUCGACCAGGUGAAGGCGCUCUGCGCUGCCUACGCCAAGCAUCUCCACAAGAACCAUCAUGCCAUCGCAACCGUCAUGACUGCCUACCAGAGCUACUCCGUCACAGCAGACGAAAUCGAGCGCAGCAUCGAGUGCUUGACGUCUAUCGACGAGAUCAAACGACACCUCGUCACUGGUCGUACCAAGCGGGUUUGUACUUUCUUCCCCUUGAAUCUGCCCGUCUACUCUCUGGUCCUCUUCGCCGUGGUGCCAUCUCUCAUCAGCGACGAGGUCUUCCUUCGUCCCCCUCAGAAGAUGAUCCCUGUGUUCCGACAGCUACUCGGCAGUCUAUGCCUGGCAGAAUUCUUCCCGAACAUUCACGUGUCGUUCAGCGAUCGAGAGACGUUCGUUCGAGAACUCGUGGCAGAUGCUGACGUGACUAUUUUCACAGGUAAGGAGUCGAAUGUGAGACUUGUUUUGCAGAAGACGAGGAAGAAUAGCAUCUUCCUCUUCAAUGGCUGGGGUUGUAAUCCGAUCGUAGUAGCAGCAGAUGCCGAUAUUGCAAAGGCUGCUUCGAAAGCUGCAGAAGCUAAGCUCUUCAAUGCUCGACAAGACUGUGCUGGACCUGACAAUAUCCUGGUCCACAAGUCUGUCGCUGACCAGUUCCUAGCACAGCUUCAACAUAAGGUGAGUCAGGCGAAGGUAGGUUCCUACAGUGACCCCGAUGUCCUCGUCGGUCGAAUCGCCGAAGAUUCUGCUCUUGUCCGUCUCGCGUCCUUCCUGCUCAAGCAUCAAGACAAGAUCGUUUACGGAGACGGCAUCGACUUCGCGAACACGAUCGUCUGGCCAACUACGAUUGUCGCACCACUUGCCGAGCAGACCAACUACGAGGAAUUCUUCAGCCCGAUCUUCUACAUCAACAUCUUCGACGACGACGAUCAGCUUGCCCGUUACUUCGACUCGCCGCAGUACAAGGCUAACGAUAUGUACGUCUCGUUGUUCGGCACGUCUGCGUAUGUCAAGACUCUCACCAAGUCGAUAGUAUACCACGAGCAGACGAUCCUUGAUGUCGAGCGUGGCAAUCAUGCCUAUGGCGGCUACUCCUUCGGCGCCUCGUUUGUUGCUAGCAACGGUAUGACCGAUCCGCGUCCUAUCUUAGUGCCAAAGGAGAUAUCGGAGUUCAUCCAAGGCCAGGCAAAAGCACAAAACCCGAUCUCGACCACCCCCAAAAAGCUAUCAGCGGCCCAGCAGAAGUGCAUCCAACGCGACGUCACAGACUUCAUCACUCAGCACUUCGGCGACAACCUCGUCUUCGGCUUCGUCUUCGGAAGCCUUCUAGCGAACAAAGCCACCAACGCCAGCGACAUCGACAACAUGAUCGUCCUGAAGAUCCACAACGCCGAGCAGGAGGACGCCUACCUCAUGUGGUUACGCAAGUACCACGCAGAGAUGGGCAUGACUUUCGACUCCGUCUAUCCCACCGAGUCUUCACGCAGACACACCUCGAUGUCAGCCUUGCUAUAG